Molecule: messenger RNA, 1533 nt
Organism: Papilio xuthus (Asian swallowtail)
Lineage: Eukaryota; Metazoa; Arthropoda; Insecta; Lepidoptera; Papilionidae
Product: juvenile hormone epoxide hydrolase-like
Exons: 8
Coding region: 71-1456 (461 amino acids)
Biological process (GO): epoxide metabolic process
Molecular function (GO): epoxide hydrolase activity
Source: RefSeq, a predicted model, not a curated record
CUUAUAUUUAAAAGCCAAGAUAUGUUUAAAGUUCAUUUUAGUAUAGUGUAAGCUGCUGGACACAUCUAAGAUGUCGAGGAUUCUGAUAGGACUAGUCGCCUUAGUGGUCGUGUAUAUCGCGUGGUCAGCGUUCAGCAGCGAGUCACCUAAGCUGCCUCAGUUUGAUACAGAAGAAUGGUGGGGUCCAAACGAAUUGAAAGGAAAGCAGGAUACCAGUAUUAGACCCUUCCAAAUCAAGUUCACUGAUGAGAUGAUAAAGGAUCUUAGAAGUAGAUUGAAGAAUCAUCGACCACUUAUCCCACCUCUUGAAGGUAUAGCAUUUGAAUACGGAUUCAACUCCAAAGCUAUAGAACCCUGGUUAAAAUACUGGGCUGAGGAGUAUCCAUUCAAAGAACGGGAAGCUUUCUUAAACCAAUUCCCACAAUAUAAGACCAAUAUUCAAGGUUUGGAUAUCCACUUCAUCAGAGUUAAACCGCAGGUACCAGCUGGCGUGGAAAUAUUGCCUUUACUAAUAUUGCACGGCUGGCCAGGUUCCGUGAGAGAGUUUUAUGAAGUUAUACCACUACUGACUAAACAACAGCCAGGAUAUAACUUUGCUUUUGAGGUUAUUGCUCCUAGUCUACCUGGAUUCGGAUUUUCACAAGGUGCAGUACGCCCCGGCCUGGCGCCACCACAAGUGUCCGUGAUCUUCAGGAAUCUCAUGCACAGACUUGGCUUUAAGAAGUUCUACGUACAAGGUGGUGAUUGGGGAUCGAUUGUUUCUGCUGCUCUGGUAACAUUGUUCCCUGAAGAUGUACUCGGUCAGCAUACAAACAUGCCCGUGGUUCAAAGUAAACAAGCAACCUUGAAGACGAUACUUGGGGCUUAUAUUCCAUCUCUAGUAGUGGAGAGUCACUUAGCAGAGAGAAUGUAUCCUCUGUCUGAUUUCUUCGCUUUCUUAAUGGAAGAAUUCGGAUAUUACCACCUACAGGCCACCAAACCGGAUUCUGUUGGUACGGCAUUAACUGAUUCCCCGUCCGGUCUUCUCGCCUACAUUCUGGAGAAGUUCUCCGUAUGGACACGUCGUGAUCAUCGUCACAAGCCAGACGGUGGACUGGAGUUCCGUUUUUCAAAGGCUCAGUUGAUCGACAACCUGAUGAUGUACUGGGCUUCCAACUGUAUUACCACUUCUAUGAGAUUGUACUCUGAGGAGAUGAGCAGGAAGAAUCAACAGUUGGAAAUUGGAGAAUUCCCCAGCCCAGUACCAACGUGGGCACUACAAGCGAAGAACGAAGCAAUGUACCAACCACCAAGUAUCCUAAAACUGAAAUUCCCCAAUCUCGUGGGCACAUCAGUGAUGGACGACGGUGGACACUUCUUUGCCUUGGAACUGCCCCAAGUCUUCGUGAAGGAUGUCUUCAAAGCUGUUGAUGCGUUCAGAAAUUGGCAUAAGAAAACUGCGAAGACAGAAUUAUGAGAUGUAUAGAUGCUUUAAUUUAGUUAAUUAAUUUGUAAGGAAUAAAAACAUUUUAUAUUAAAAAAAAAUUAACUGAC